AUGUCCAGCAUCUCCCGUUCCCUGAACAUUCUGGCACGCUCCAGCCGGGCAUCUGCCCUGCGCCCGCGCGCCGUCAACCCCGUCCACCACGUUUUCGCCAGCAACAAAACUGCUCUGCGUGGAUUGGCUACUGCUUUCGAGCGUACCAAGCCCCAUGUUAACAUUGGAACUAUCGGUCACGUCGACCACGGCAAGACCACCCUGACUGCCGCUAUCACCAAACAUCAAGCCUCCAAGGGUCUUGCCAGCUUCCUGGAUUACGGUGCCAUUGACAAGGCUCCUGAGGAGCGCAAGCGUGGUAUCACCAUCUCCUCCGCCCACAUUGAGUUCCAGACCGAGAGUCGUCACUAUGCCCAUGUCGAUUGUCCUGGUCACGCCGAUUACAUUAAGAACAUGAUUACUGGUGCUGCUAACAUGGACGGUGCUAUUGUCGUUGUAGCCGCCUCUGAUGGUCAGAUGCCCCAGACCCGUGAGCACUUGCUGCUGGCCCGUCAGGUCGGUGUUCAGAAGAUUGUCGUCUUCGUCAACAAGGUCGACGCUGUCGAGGACCCUGAGAUGUUGGAGCUUGUCGAGCUUGAGAUGCGCGAACUGCUCUCCACCUACGGAUUCGAGGGCGAGGAAACCCCUAUCAUCUUCGGUUCCGCUCUUUGCGCUCUGGAGGACCGCCGUCCCGACAUUGGUAGCGAGCGUAUCGCCGAUCUGAUGAACGCCGUUGACACUUGGAUCCCCACUCCCGAGCGUGACUUGGACAAGCCAUUCCUCAUGUCUGUCGAGGAAGUCUUCUCCAUUCCCGGCCGUGGUACUGUUGUCUCUGGUCGUGUCGAGCGUGGUCUUCUGAAGAAGGAUACCGAGGUUGAGAUUGUUGGAGGCUCUGAUACCCCAAUCAAGACCAAGGUCACCGACAUUGAGACCUUCAAGAAGAGCUGUGACGAGUCCCGUGCUGGUGACAACUCCGGUCUGCUCCUCCGUGGUAUCCGCCGCGAGGAUGUCCGCCGUGGUAUGGUCGUUGCUGUGCCCAACUCCACCAAGGCCGCCAAGAAGUUCAUGGUCUCCAUGUACGUUCUGACCGAGGCUGAGGGUGGCCGCCGCACUGGUUUCGGUACCAACUACCGUCCCCAGGUCUACCUGCGUACUGCUGAUGAGCCCGGUGACCUCACCUUCCCCGACGAGGACCAGUCCAAGCGUGUCCAGCCUGGAGACAACGUUGAAAUGGUCCUUGCCACUCACCGCCCCGUUGCUGCUGAGGCCGGUCAGCGCUUCAACAUCCGUGAGGGUGGUCGUACCGUUGCCACUGGUCUGAUCACCCGUGUUCUGGAGUAA
Penicillium chermesinum is the source of this 1320-nucleotide messenger RNA. Its product is annotated as translation elongation factor Tu. The record is from RefSeq and is a predicted model, not a curated record. Gene Ontology annotation, molecular function: GTPase activity; GTP binding; translation elongation factor activity. Lineage: Eukaryota; Fungi; Ascomycota; Eurotiomycetes; Eurotiales; Aspergillaceae. Gene Ontology annotation, cellular component: mitochondrion. Gene Ontology annotation, biological process: mitochondrial translational elongation. The transcript has 4 exons. Bases 1 to 1320 code for a protein of 439 amino acids.